CCUUGAACAAGAUCCCCAAAGCAUAAUACCGUAAACCGUGUAGAAUGAAAACCCAGGAUAUUUAUUAAGAAAAAAUGAUAUUUAAUGUAGCCACUAUUUGCAACAAUUACAGCUUAGUAUUGGUCAGUCAUAUUGUGUAGUAGUAUAAAUGUAAUGAUUUGAAGCAAUUAUGCAAUUAACAAGAUAGCGGUUUUCAAAUGCUUCCUCGCAUCUGUCCUAAUGUAAACACCAUGCUCUGCUCUGCUUAAUUUCAAAAAUUUUAUUUUUUUUCCAAUCACAACACAUGUGGAAAUAUUUUCUUUCUUUUUCUUUACCAUGCCAGACAUUCAACCAUUAGUACAAGAUCAAAAGCAACAUUUGACUAGCUUAAAAGAAAGAUUAAUAAAAUACAAACUAAAGAACGAACUUGUUGUAAGUCAAACAAGAUCACUUGCAAACGACUUAUUGUUUUCUCAUAUAGACACAAAGAGAAGCAGAAGAAGAAGCCCGGUUAUUACAAAAAGAGCGACUGGAAGAACAAGAGCAGAGUCGUUUAGAAACAGAAAGAAAACAUUUAUUGGAAGAAUUACAACGAGUCUCAGCUCCUUUGCAACCAUCUUCUUAUAUGCUACCACCUCAACAACACUUUUUUAUACAGCAACAACAACACAACAGCAACAGCAACAGCAACAGCAACAGCAGCAGCAACAGCAACAGCAACAACUUUUUACUUCUCAUGCAUUUGGUUAUCCAACUAUCACUGAAAAAGAAGCCAUUGAUUGGCUGAAGAACGGAUUUUAACGAUAUACCCUCCCUUCUUAAUGAAUAAAAAAACACUAUCAUAGUGUAAACACCUUGUAACUGAGAAUUCUACUAGAAAAAUACAUACAUAAAGUCGAUGCUUGUCAAAAACCAUUACUUU
Molecule: messenger RNA, 901 nt
Organism: Gilbertella persicaria
Lineage: Eukaryota; Fungi; Mucoromycota; Mucoromycetes; Mucorales; Choanephoraceae
Exons: 4
Coding region: 316-780 (154 amino acids)
Source: RefSeq, a predicted model, not a curated record